Molecule: messenger RNA, 2604 nt
Organism: Cyanidioschyzon merolae strain 10D
Lineage: Eukaryota; Rhodophyta; Bangiophyceae; Cyanidiales; Cyanidiaceae
Exons: 1
Coding region: 1-2604 (867 amino acids)
Biological process (GO): regulation of gene expression
Molecular function (GO): chromatin DNA binding; RNA polymerase II cis-regulatory region sequence-specific DNA binding; protein binding
Source: RefSeq, a predicted model, not a curated record
AUGGACGCACCUAAGCCGGGAGAGUGGUCGAAUACGAUUCCGUCUCUGAACAGGGUAUCUCCGGAACUGGGGAGCGCGAGUGAACGGGAGCCCACGAGCACUGGUACCGCUGCCACAGGCCGGAAUUUCUGGAACAGGUCCUGUUAUCCGUCGCGGCUUGAAAACAACCAGUUUGUUUUCUUGGAUACAGGGUUGCUUUUCGAAUGCCUUGGUGAUUUUGAGAAAGCUCGAGUAAUGUACAGUCAGAUCGCGAAGCCGAUCCUUUCGGGCACGUCUCCAGAACGACUGAGAAUGCUGGAAACCGACAUUGGGGCCCAGCUUGCCCUGGUUCGUCUCUGUCUCAUUGAUUACCGGCGCGGUCAUCUGGAGGAAACCCAGCAACGACUAGAGCUCCUCCUGGAAACCUGCCCACGCUUUCGUCUGGGCUGGUUGGCUCUCGCAAAAGCGCUCCUUCUGCGCCACAAGAUUCCGGGUGCAUUUGCGGCCUACCAACGCUGCAUGGAGCUUGAUCCCGAAAGCGCCAAGGAUCCCCUCGUGUGGACUGGCAUAGGCAUUCUGUAUCAGCUAUACGGGCAGCUCGAAGAAGCCGCUGAGGCAUACAAAGUCACCCAAAGACUUUUGCCCGUUAAUGACGAAUUCCGAGAUGUUGCUUUAUUCUACCUGGCGACCUUGAAAUGUGCGGCUCGAGAUUAUGAUGCAGCCUUGGCCCUGUUCACACAGGCUCUUGAAUACCGCGUCGAAGAACGUAGCGCAGCGCUUCUUAUGACGAAGAAAACUCGGCACAGUGGCAACGCUGUCGAAAAUGAUCAACCGAGUACACUGCGUAUCGGCAACGAGACCGCACCACUGAGCACUGCCAAUCGACGAGCAACUUCCUUCACUACGGAUACGAGCGCAGCUCGUGGCAAUGGACCGCUGCUACCAUCAGGGUCAAACAAUGGGCGACAGCGUGAAUCUGCUGCCACAAAAAUGGUGCUCGGAAUGGCUCAGAAAGAGUACGAAACCCUGGAGAGACAGCGCCUCUUCCGCGCUCGCCGCGCGCUCCUCGACCUGGUUCUCGACGAAGAACUAUCCGCGUUAUCAGAUGGGCGAACCUGGUGCGAGAUUGGCCACGUAUACAUGCUUUGCCAAAAUUUAGCAGAAGCGCGUAAGGCCUUCGAAAAUGCGCUCAUCGCAGACCCCGGAGAUGUCGAUGCACUGCAGCAGCUCUCUUGGACGCUCAUCUUGCUGAAUGAGGUACCCAUUGCGCUUGAGCAUCUUCGGCGCUGCGUUCAACUCGAUCCGAAUCGGGCACAUAGUUGGUAUUUGUUGGGUCGCGCCUAUGCCCUCAGUGAGCAGCAUUUAGAGGCCUGCAACGCGUACCAGCAAGCAGUAUUACGGGAGCCGAAUAACGCAAGUUACUGGUGCUCAAUUGGUGUGCUCUACUACCAGGCUCAACAGUAUUCGGAUGCUGCUGAUGCGUAUAUGCGGGCUAUUCGCUUGAAUCCUGGACUUGCGGAGGUCUGGUUUGACCUCGGCAUCCUCUACGAGAACUAUGGACAAUUUGCUGAUGCGUGCAGUGCUUACCAUCGCGCCAUGAGUCUGAAUCCCCAUAAUAUCAGCUACCUGGAACGAUAUCGGGCUAUGUGUUCAACGCUUCAGGCUGGUGAGGCAGUCACCAGUGCCCCCGGGCGGAGCGCUCCCAAAACAACCGGCCAGGCGAUACUGCCGUCAGCGCCGGCUGCGCAAGGCCUGUCUUAUCCACCGGAUAGCCGCCGUCAGGAUACUUUCCCGCCGCUGCAUCGCACGUAUCCGGCUCAUGCUCAGAUACCUGCGCAGGUGACGUCGCGACGAGACGCAGCCUACCCUGAAACACGUACUCUUGGUGAGCGUGCCUUUUCGGGGCAGGCUCCGGGCGUAAUGGGCAUGGUGCCGACGCAACCUGAACCGUGGGCAGAAACAUUGCACCGAUUAGAUGCUGGAGGAGGAGGAGGAGGAGGAUCUGCGGAAGCAGCAGUCCCCGGCACUGAGCAGAUCAGUGCAGGAAUGUCACGGGCUCAUCAGUUGCCAAGCGUAGCCUCGAAACUAAUGACCAAAGAUCCCGGGCCUCCGAACCAGGUGAAUCCUCUGCUGCGAUCCGCAGCCGGGCUGGACCGUCGAGAGGGCAUUGCCGAUGCGGACACCUUGGCUGCUGCUACAACUGCUGCUGAUGCUUCAUGGGCACCGUCGCUGUCGGUUGCAGCGACGGUGCAGCAGCCAUCAACAGGGCCACAAGCUAUAGCAGGUGCUUACCGCCUGGAGACCGGUCAGCCACGAGGCACACCAGCCGUUCAGGUAACUGUAACAGCAUCGAACGAACCUGUGGAGACGAAUCGAUCGCUUCCCAAAAUCAGUUUGGAAAAAUGUCCGAUCGAGAACACCAUUGAGCGCAAUAAGCGCUUGAUCAUUCUCUCGGAGAAAAAGAGUCGCACAAUUUCGCACGAGGAGGCUACAAACCCCCCGAGUGGCGACCAGAACCUGGCACCUGAAUCGGCAGGUUCCACCACGAAAGUUGCGCUUGUCCAACGACAGCCAACGCCCGACUCGACGGAUACCGAACCGACGGAUGCGGAGACCAGUUCCUGA